Molecule: messenger RNA, 1395 nt
Organism: Aureobasidium namibiae CBS 147.97
Lineage: Eukaryota; Fungi; Ascomycota; Dothideomycetes; Dothideales; Saccotheciaceae
Exons: 2
Coding region: 1-1395 (464 amino acids)
Biological process (GO): protein monoubiquitination; protein import into peroxisome matrix
Cellular component (GO): peroxisomal importomer complex; peroxisomal membrane
Molecular function (GO): zinc ion binding; ubiquitin-protein transferase activity; protein binding
Source: RefSeq, a predicted model, not a curated record
AUGGAGUUCAUGACCAAUUUGCAAAGCGGCCUUGACGACCAGAAGCCUUCCCUCUUCGAGCUACUGUCUGAACAACAAUUAGGCGCCCUCAUACCACCUUCCCUACGAUACCUCCUCGCCACCGCGACCCAUCGACAUCCUCGCUACCUCCUCCGCAUCCUCAACUCGUUCGAUGAACUCUACGCCUUUGUCUCUCUUCUUGUCGAACGACACUACUUACGAACUUAUGGCGGCGGCUUCACCGAAAACUUCUACGGUCUCAAACGAGAAAGGUUACUACGCACCAAAGGCCACGAGAUUCCUCGCGCCUCCAUCGGAGCUCCCGAACAAGUCCGCGAGACCCUCAAACUCACCAACAACGAUGUCUGGAAGAACUUGCUCGUCAUGGUCUUGCUACCAUACACGAAACGCAAAUUGGACGAACACUACGACAUCCACGCCGCAUCUGCCAAUAUUCUCGGACCAGGCUUCCGAGGAGACACACUGCAGGACAAUGCAACCUACAAGCAACGAAUUUUCCACUACUACAAAUGGUUCCUGCGGAAAAUAUACCCAAGUGUCAAUGCUGCAUAUUACUUCUCUCUGCUGGCGUUCAACCUUGCCUACCUCUUCGACACCUCAAAGUACCAUAAUCCCUUCUUCUGGCUCAUAGGCACACGGAUACGAAGAAUGAAUUCAGCAGACUACAAAGCCAUUGCUGCCGCCGCUGCUACUCCUUUGCCUGUUUCUGGUGCAAAGCCUGCACCUCAAUCGCUCCUCAGUCCACGGACACUCACACAAGUCGUUUACCCGAGGUUACUCAGCAGUCUGAAGAUCUUACUACCGACAUCGAUAUUCGCACUCAAGUUCCUGGAAUGGUGGCAUGCCAGUGACUUUGCAAGACAAUUGAGUAGGAAAGCCGCAGAAGGGUUGGAGUUACCUGCGCCUACCAUCACAGGCAUACCAAAGUCUGUCCCAUCUACUGCAACUGCUCAGAAGUCUGGAGUCACAUUUGCCACUUCUGCCGACGAACAGGACCAAGCGAAAGACGAAGACAAGGAACAAGAAGAAAAGGAAAAGAUCAACCCCCCAGUCUCGGCCACUACGAGCCUCCCAAUCUUCACCGUCGCCCCGCCGACUGCGUCUUCAAAUUGUCCGAUCUGCUUGUCAGCUAUUCAAACACCCACGGCAGCACAAACGGGCUAUGUCUUCUGCUAUACAUGCAUUUUCCGUUGGUUGGAAGGUGAGCAUCCUCGUCAGGUGGCCUUCAUGCAGGGAGGCACAGAAGAGCAAGGCUGGAAAGACCAGUCAGGUGGGAAUAGAGACGGAAGUUGGGAAGACGGAAGAGGCAGAUGCGCAGUUAGUGGACGCAGGCUGUUGGGUGGAAGUGGAGGAUUGAGAAGAGUCAUGGUUUGA